CCAAACAAGGUGUAGGGAAUAAUGCUUACAAAAACUACUCAGCUGAUGAGCAGUAUUACAGGCUGCAAUUAUUAGAAGACAAAAACGAAAAAGCGCCAUACCUGUUAAAUAGAUACACUAAUUAGAAAAUGCUGCAGGUACAAUCAAUCAAAUCAAUGUUAGCUGAUAAUUUGAAAUGCAUCCUGCUCUACUAAAGUUAGUCUGCGCCACUGAACACAUACUAGCCCAUUCUUGUAAAGGCUAUCGUAGUAGUGGGGGUAUUAUUAAAGGCUGUAGUGAUUGUUGUAAAAAAAAAAAAAAAACUACUAGCCGCAGUAUUCUCAGUAUUAGUAGCCGUAGUCCGGACUCGAACCCCCAACCCUGGGGUCGUGUGCGUGUGGGCCACAAGUGAUUGUUUAAACACUUUCCCCCGACUCUCAUUUUUAAAGUGAGUUUUAGUUAUUUGUGCCACCGGAAAACCCAAAGGCUAUUAGGCUAUUAUAUAUGACUAUAUGUAGGCCUAUAUGUCUAGGAUAUUAAAAGGGCAACAGAGGGCGCUCUGAGUUUAUAAUUUACAUCAUGGCCAGCGUCGUUAGCGGCAGGGAAGUUCAGAGGCCAGAGCUGUUUUUUAAUGGCAGAAGACUUUAUUGCUGACCUCCAUGAUUUGUACAGCUACUGUAUUAGUUGGCGUGCAGCAGUAAACACGGUUGGUCUCAAUCAACGUCGCAAGUAGCUCAACGGUUAGCUAGUUAGCAUCAGCUUGACAAGAAGCGGACCGUUCAUUCGUCUGAAACGUCUCAAAGGAAAACUUUUCAAAAGCAUGGCCUCUACUCCUCCACACAAUUUCUCCUGGGUCGAACCAGGCAAAGUGGCUGGACUGGCACUGCCCAGGAUGACAUCUGAAUACCAGUACUUGCUGGACAAUGGUGUCAAACACCUGGUUUGCCUGUGUGAGAGAAAACCACCUUAUUAUGAUUCGUGCCCGGAGUUACAGCUGCACCACAUCAAGAUAGCAGACUUCACUCCUCCUUCACCUAGUCAGAUUGAUAGAUUCCUGUCUAUUGUGGAAGAGGCCAACUCCAAGGGGGAGGGUGUGGGAGUUCACUGCAUGCACGGUCAUGGGAGAACAGGGACCAUGCUGGCCUGCUACCUGGUGAAGACGAGGCAGAUGUCGGGGAUCGACGCCAUCAAUGAGAUUCGCAGACUGCGGCGAGGCUCUAUCGAAACUCACGAACAAGAGAAAGCCGUGGUACAGUUUUAUCAGCGCACAAAGUAGCUUUUAUAGGAGGAACAGUUUUUAAUUAAUUAAUAAGCAUAAAAAAAGUGGAAGAAGUGCCUUGGUUAUAUUGCUAAAUGAAUACUUUAUUAUCUAGGAAUUGAAAAAUACAACAAUUUAUGUUUAAAGAGGUGAUAAAUCAAAAGAUUGAAUGUCCUGGAUGACAACAUUGAACCCAAUAUUGACAUUACCCACAGUAUGCCCAUGGACAUUUCACUAAGGCAAACAUUUCUACAGUAAAUACUUAGUUACUUACGCACACUGCCUUUUCAAUGGUACUGUAAACUGUCAUUUUGCUGCACAUCUUUACAUUUGUUUAUAUAGACAUGCUCCUUCUCUGAGGUCUCUGUUUACGAGGUUUCAACCUUCAUUCGUGCACUGGAAGCCAAUGAAAAGAGACGCUGGCGCUCCUUAAAUGUGAGCUUUUCAGGAGCCAACACUCCGUUGAUUUUUUCCUCUUGGUUUCUGUGAAUAAACAACAAUAUUAGUAGGAAUACUUGAAUUUUAUUACUGUAUGGGGACACAAACAGCAGCCUGUGCUAUUUUUAAAAUGUAUUUAUAGAAUGUAGUCUGCAGAUUUAUUUUUCUCAGGGAUCUCUCUUAAACAGUUUUUGAAAGAAUUAAAUUGCAAUAACUGUUUUAUUAGUACAAUCUGACUAAACAAAGCUUUUUGUGAUAGUACACAACGCAUGAACAUUUCUGUGUCAUUAAGUUAUCAUGAGUAGAACUGCUGCUUAAAUAGCUGCUUGUUAAAUCUGGUUGAAUUACAUUGUUUUGAUUCAACAGCCAAAAAGUUUAAACUCACUCUUUUGAUGCCAUGUUAAUGUCUCGACUCUGUCCGCUUGGUCUUUGAUCUGCCAGAAACAUGGAAAUGUUGAAAUGUAUAAUACAAUAAGAUGUCUGAUGAGCACAGACUUUUAAAUAAAUGAAACUGGCAUAAAA
This is a messenger RNA of Micropterus dolomieu (smallmouth bass), 2197 nucleotides long. It is a transcript of the gene dusp23b, whose product is annotated as dual specificity phosphatase 23b. The coding region runs from base 800 to 1255 and encodes 151 amino acids. The record is from RefSeq and is a predicted model, not a curated record. Lineage: Eukaryota; Metazoa; Chordata; Actinopteri; Centrarchiformes; Centrarchidae. Gene Ontology annotation, biological process: protein dephosphorylation; cilium assembly. Gene Ontology annotation, molecular function: protein tyrosine/serine/threonine phosphatase activity. The transcript has 4 exons.